This is a messenger RNA of Nilaparvata lugens (brown planthopper), 5106 nucleotides long. Its product is annotated as unc-112-related protein. Bases 426 to 2540 code for a protein of 704 amino acids. Gene Ontology annotation, molecular function: integrin binding. Gene Ontology annotation, biological process: integrin-mediated signaling pathway; cell-matrix adhesion. The record is from RefSeq and is a predicted model, not a curated record. Gene Ontology annotation, cellular component: cell-substrate junction. Lineage: Eukaryota; Metazoa; Arthropoda; Insecta; Hemiptera; Delphacidae. The transcript is spliced from 11 exons.
AGUUCUCCCACCAGGUUGCGCGGACCUUGUGUCUCCAUCUCACUUGCCAGCGCUGUUGGCCUCUUUUGCCUUUUACGGCAUUUCAGCUGGCUCGCGCUCCGUGAGAGCUCUUUCGGUUGAGUUCAGUCUCUGAGUUGAGUUGGUUGAGUUUGCCCGUGCGGUCAUCAACUCAACUACGCGCUAGUUUUUUCUUCCGAGAACCCACACAGCGUGUGCAAAGCUUUCAAACUUUUCUGUCGACUCCACACAAAUUUUCAUCCAGUUUAGUGCGCGAGCAAUUUCACAAUCCAACUGUACUCCACGUGUUCAUUUUGUUCUCUAGUGUGCACUAUGUUACCGUGCGGCAGUGUGUUGGUUUUCUAGUAGGGAUUUGUGAGUUUUUUUUAACAAUUGUACAUAUUGUUUGUGAAGUUGUUGCUGUGACAAUGUUGUCAGACGGAUAUCUGAUCGGGGAUGGAUCGUGGAACCUGCGGGUGUAUGUCACCAAUCUACAGGUGGAGCGCUCGCUGCGUGUCAAGGGGGACCUUCACAUUGGCGGCGUAAUGCUCAAACUUGUCGAAGAUUUAGACAUCGCAAUGGACUGGUCAGACCACGCGCUGUGGUGGCCAUCAAAGAAGCGGUGGCUGUCUCGCACCCGGUCCACCCUGGACCAGUACGGGGUGCAGGCUGAUGCGGCACUGGAGUUCACACCCAUGCACAAGACGCUCAGAGUCCAACUGCCCGAUCUGCGCUACCUGGACUGUCGCGUCGACUUCAGCAUCAAGACGUUCAAUGCUGUCGUGCAGUUGUGCAAGGAGUUGGGUAUCCGGCACCCAGAAGAACUGUCAUUCUGCAAGCCGCUGGAGCCUUGCCACCUGAAGUGCAACCUGAAGGACAUGCAGUCGAACAAGAAGCACAGGGAGAUGAACGGCUCGAAGCAGCCGGCCGACACCAACACGUUCAUCGGCAACCACAGUCCGGCCGGGUCCAACCACUCAUUGGACAAGACACCUCCCUUCAUGUGUGCGCCCAUAUCACCCAGGCAUGCCACCUCCACUCCUAUCAGCUCGCCUGUUGGAAUGAAGGGCACGUGGAAACGCAACCAGCAGACAGAUCUGAACGGGUCGUACAUGUCGAACGGUCACGUGAUGUCCAUUGAGAGCCUGAACGGCAGCCUGUACCAGUCGCUGGUGCAGAGUCCUUCCACGCCCAGUCAGGAGGCCAAGGCUCACACGCUCAGGCCUAAGUCGCUCGUCGAGAAAGCCAGGCUCAAUGUCGCAUGGCUAGACUCGUCUCUGUCGAUCAUGGAGCAGGGCGUGAUGGAGUUCGACACACUGCGAUUGCGCUUCAAGUUCUUCUCAUUCUACGACCUGAACCCGAAGGUGGACGGAGUGCGCAUCAACCAGAUCUACGAGCAGGCCAAGUGGAUGCUGCUCAACGAGGAGCUAGACUGCACCGAGGAGGAGGCUCUUAUGUUCGCUGCUUUACAGGUACAAAUCAACCUGCAAGCCGGCGUGCCUCAGCCAACCAUGGAGAACCAUUCGAAUUCGUUCGCAGAUGAUGACAUCGAUGCGGCGCUCACAGACCUGCAGGUCUCCCUCGAGGGAUCCCACAUCAGCUCCACCAAUGAUAUCACACAAGUGCCAGAACUUUAUGAUUAUCUUCGCUUCUUGAAACCAAAACGGUUCACACUAAAGGCGUUCAAGCGCUACUGGUUCACAUGCCGCGAGCUGCGACUGCGGCUGUACAAGAACCGCGAGGAUGUCGCCGCUGGCAUCGCGCCUGUGCACGAGAUGAACCUGCGUGGCUGUGAGGUCACGCCUGACGUCAACCUCGCCAACAACAAGUACUCCAUCAAGCUAGAGGUCGCCACGCCUGACGGCAUGGCUGAGUCCUACAUCAGAUGUGAUAGUGAAGAGCAAUACGCGAAAUGGAUGGCCGCGUGUCGGCUGGCGUCGAAAGGACGCUCAUUGGCUGACAGCUCGUACGACGCAGAAGUGGCCUCCAUUCUGGCAUUCCUGCGCAUGCAGCACCCCGCCCCCGCACCCGCCAUCAACCCUGCAUCACUCGACAUCACCCCCGAAGACUACAUCGCGCCCAGGUUACAGCGCAAACUCAAAGGAAAAUUGGUGCAGCGAAUCCUAGAAGCCCACGCGAACGUGAAGGAGUUGCCGCUGGUGGAGGCGAAGAUGAAUUACAUCAAGGCGUGGCAAUCACUGCCCGAUUUCGGCAUCUCACUGUUUGUGGUCAAGUUCAGAGGCCACAAGAAGGAGGAGCUGCUCGGCAUUGCUUUCAACAGGUUGAUGAGGAUGGAGAUCAACAGCGGCGACCACCUCAAGACCUGGAGGUACAAUACGAUGAAGGCAUGGGACGUGAACUGGGAGAUCAAGCACAUGCGGGUGCAAUUCGAGGAGGAGGACAUUGAGUUUGCGUGCCACUCAGCUGACUGCAAGGUCAUCCACGAGUUCAUCGGCGGAUACAUCUUCCUGUCGAUGCGAUCCAAAGAAGCCAACCAGAGCCUCAACGAGGACAUGUUCCAUAAACUCACUGGAGGCUGGUGAAGCUCGUCUUUUUAUGAUCAGUCAUGGACGUGUACAUAAUGGAAGUCUUCCAAAAAAUCAAAAAUCAAGGUACCCCUAGGUAAACACUUUAUUAUUCUUGAAGGACUUUUGAAAUUGUUCAAUGAAUGAACUAUGAAUGUCGACAUCCACUUGAUUGAAGUCGUAAUUUAUUUGUAAUAAACUGAAUAUUUCAUUUGUGGCUGGAGCCAAAUUAAAUGUAUAUGUCGAUACUGAUUUUGAAAAUCAAUAGCCUAGGCUAAAUAAAAUCAAAUAUCAGUGUUAGAAGAUCACGCAGUAAUUUGUAAUUAGAUACCAUAGCCUAUCUAUAGAAUGAGUAAAUAGAUGUAUAAUACUAUUGUAUCUUAAAUUUGCUGAAAGUGCCUUUAGGGUUUUUCAAUGAAAUCCAAUCCAUAGCAUUAAUUUAGAAUCUUUUACUGUGCCGUAUUACUUUUUCACCGUACUACUGAAUCAUAUCUACAAUUGAAAUAGAGAUUUGAAAGUUUCUAUGAUCGAAUCAAUUUUAGAGACAUCAUUUACCGUUGUAUUACAAAAAUUAUCAAUUCCUACUAAGAAUCUAUUUGAAAGCUAUCAUUCUAAGCUCUCUUUUCUAUGCCAAUUUUUCUCUUUUAUAUAUAUCUUUUUCUUCCUAUUAAUAAUGGCUGGUCCUCAGAACUCUUUCUGUCUCUACAAUAUUGGUAUUGAUAAAUUUAAUAUAACCUAUGAGAAAUUGAAUCGUAAAACUUGUAUAAGAAUUGAUAUUAUUGAACUAAACAUAUUCUAGACAUUAUCAUUUUUCAAUAAUAUAGCUUAUGUAUCUCAUAAAGAGAAAAAUCAAAACUAAAAAAUAAUGAUACCGUAAAGGCUUACAUGAUGACAUGACUCAUCUAAUUGAAGUUUUAUCUAUUCAAUUUUAUAAAAAACGAUAAACGUUCAAACUAUAACGUUUUUAUGAAACGUUUAUGUAAAACAAUAUAUAAACGUUUACAUAAUUAUUAGCAAAUAAUGUAUUAUUUAUUCCAAUUGAUAUAUUCAUUACGGUAUUUGAAUUAAACAAACUGUGUAAGAUGUAAGUGCCUUACUUUUACAUUCAAUUGGUAUUCUGUAUAGUAUACAUUCAAUUUUUACAGUAGAUUCAGUUGAAAACAAUUGGUUGACUAACAUUUUUUUUAAAAUGACAAUCAACGUAUCUUUGUAAUUGUUGUGAGUGGAUGAUUGGUAAUUAUUCAAUGACGAAAUUAUUGUUGAGAUGGUGCUUCGAACUGGAGUAUGUACUUAGAGUAAUAAGUGCUAUUAUUAGGCACUUGUAAAAUUAAAUUGGGCCGUAUUUUCAAUGGCAUACGUUUUGGAGUAGUAUUUUUGUAAUAAUGAUAAACUGUACAGGUUCAUAAUGUUUUUCGUGAAUGGAUUUCAUAAACUUCCUGCAAAAAAAACUUUCUAAAAUUUCUUCUGAGAUAUUAUAAAUUGAUAUUAUCAUGAUUCUGAAUGAUGUCUCCAAUCUUGAAUUUUGCAUACAAUAAUAUUGAUGAGUAAUUUACAAAAAGUUUGUUAAGAAAAAUUAUUCGAAACAUUUUUUUAGAAUUCUAUUUGAUGACGAUUUGAACCAAUAGCUUUAAUUGAAUUACUCUAACAUGGCUUAAAUAUAACCGAUAUUUCUAUUUAAUUGAAAAGAUAUUAUUGUUGUUAAUUUAGUUGUAAUGUUGUUGUAUAUUGUUGUUUAGAAGAUUUUCUAUGUAAAAUAUUUAUUUCUCUCUGAUGUAUUGUCGUAUUGAUAGAUUUAUUGAUGUUCUUAUAUAACUCUGCUACUCUAGUGCAUUAGCACGGCAAAUCUCAAAGUCAUACAAGAAUGUAUAUAAUUUAUAAAUUUUGUUUUAAAAAUUGCUGUUCAACGGAUACUGAACCAGUUAAACUGAAAAAUAGUUAAUGUUUCAACAAAUGUGAGAGGCUGCAAUUCACAAAUGGUUGCUGAAAAUUACCUAUUUAAACAAAAAAAAACAAUUAUUUUAAUGAAUAUGAAAUUUGUUUUGCUGACAGCCAAUUGAUUAACUAUUCAAGGUGCAGUAUUCCAUUAGAAAUUGAAACCAUAAUGGUUUUAAUUCACCACUUCUAGAGAGCUUUUAUUAUUAUUUUUAUUUUAUCCACCUACUUGAGUGACUCAAUAAUCGUAAUACUUUCUAAUAAACAACAAACUGUACUUACAAAUUUAUUGCCAUUAAUUAGUUUAAUAAGUAUAACAUGGUAUUUAGAAAUAAUUUGAGCAAUACUUGUGAAGAUUGUUGUGUAUUUUAAGAAUUAAAAAGUUUGCCAACUCUAAACUUUUUAAUGUGCUUUCGAUGUAGAAAUAAAUAUUGUACAGCAAUUUGUUUGUAAAUAGAGUGUAUGCUUCUAGAUAAUAUAUUAUUAUUUUUAUGUCAAAAGAGCUCUUGAUAGGAUUUUAGAUUAUAGACUCCUUCAAACUGAUUUUGAAAAAUGAAUUUAUGAAUUAAUUUAUUCUAUAUCUGAAAACGUUUAUUAAUGUGUUAUUUUACUCACAUUUUUUAUUGUUAAUAAAUCAGUUCUAACAAGUCAA